AUGGGCGCGGGUUCCACAAGUGAGUCGUCGUGUCUUCCUUGCCUUCCCCGUAGCCUGCCUUUCGCCGUCGUCACCAAUUCUCCUCCUGACAUCCCCUCUCUUUCUCCCAAGUCGCUUCAAACCCCUUCACCUCGGCUCCUUCUGGAGUCGCCCUGGAGGUUGACGAUCAACCCCCUCGAUUGUACGAGCACUUCCACUUCGAGCUGUCCGUCCGUCUCAUCGGAAGCUGACGACAGAUUCUCCGAUGUGCAGGAGUUCGAGAAGCCGAACGACCGUCGCGCGCUCGACCUCAUGAACCGCGCCGCCAAGGCCGUCAUGGACGAGUUUGAGGAGGUCGUGCUUGGUUUCGGCGAGAGUGAUGAGUUCUCCAAGAUCAACUCGGCCAUCUGCUCCGUGUUCACGUCCGCGUACGUGUUCUACUGGCCCGAGUACUUCCCGAACGACCGGCUGCGAUACCCCCCGACAUUCGACAGCCGCGUCGUGCUGUACCCUGGCGAGAAGGAGAUUCGGGACUACUUUGCCUGGCGACAGGCUGACACGCACAUCAACAACCUGUACAACACGUGCUUCUGGGCGCUCGUCAAGGCUGGUCGGACACCUAGGGAGGCGAACAAAGAGCUGCAGGGAACGAACUCGAAGGAUAAGAACGAGAUGCUCUUCUCCGAGUUUGGGAUCAACUACAACGACAUCGACCCGUUCUACCGCAAGGGCAGCGUGCUCGUGCGCAUUGACCCGAGUUCGCUGCCGAAGGCGAAGUGCGGUGUCGCCACGGCGACGGCUGACGCUGACUCUGAUGCCCCGAGUACGCCAGCAGACACAGAAGGUGGCGAAGGAGAAGCCGAACUCAGUGUCGAGGAAGCCCGGCGGCAACGCAAGCUUGAGAAGAAGGCCAAGAAGGCAGAGAAGUACGAGGGCAUGACUGGUCCAGUCGUGUACCUGAACGACGACAUCAUCAAGGACGCCUUCUGGAACGAGCGCCCGUGGCUUCUUGAGUAA
Messenger RNA from Trichosporon asahii var. asahii CBS 2479, 996 nucleotides. RefSeq names its product tRNA guanylyltransferase. Gene Ontology annotation, biological process: tRNA modification. Bases 1 to 996 code for a protein of 331 amino acids. The record is from RefSeq and is a predicted model, not a curated record. The transcript is spliced from 4 exons. NCBI's taxonomy places the organism in Eukaryota, Fungi, Basidiomycota, Tremellomycetes, Trichosporonales, Trichosporonaceae. Gene Ontology annotation, molecular function: tRNA guanylyltransferase activity; magnesium ion binding.